AUGUUCGAUAACUUCGAUUAUGCGACCACUCUUCGUGGUUUAAUCCUUCCUCUUGCAUAUGUAGUUGUCCUUGUUGGAUCUUUGGGGACCUUUUCUUCAUUAUAUAGAAAGCGGAUAGCAGCCAAAUCUGCGACUCUUGCGCCUUGGUUCCCCCCACAUCUACAAAGAAACAUUUACUUUUCACUAGUUCAUCUCGAGCCAGAAGAAGGGGACGAGAAAGCGCCAAAAGUACCGGGAGAGCUCAUACGAGCGGCUUUAUUGAGAAGGGCCGUCGAAGAUAUCCACCGAAUUAUCCAACUCAGAACAGCAAAGCAAGCAUGUAGCACCUUGUUACAGAGAGGGAGCGUAGGCGAUGAUUUAUGGCAAAGAUUUUUGAGAGCGGAGAAAGAAAUGGAGGAGGAGCUUAGAGAUGUGGUCAUGGAGGCAAAUGGAUUGGCACCAAAUUGGGGACAAACAAUUUUUCAGUCUGCAAAUGAAAUAGCCACAAAUACUCUGUUCAGAAAAAACGUUGAUGAUAUUCAGGCUAGGACCCAAUCUGAGAAGGAGUGGUGGGAGAAACGUCGAGCCUCAAUUCAGUCAGAAUUCAUGAAAGAGUUAGAUGAAGAAGCCAAGGCAUCCAAAGUUACCUCACCAACCAAGUCCACCAGCAUCAUGAGCGAUGAGGAUGCUAUUCUAGUUCAAGGAGGUGGGCCUGCAGCUAGUGAACAAGGAAGCCCCAGCAGGAAGAAGAAAGGCAAGAAAUGA
This is a messenger RNA of Sclerotinia sclerotiorum 1980 UF-70, 744 nucleotides long. RefSeq lists its product as hypothetical. The coding region runs from base 1 to 744 and encodes 247 amino acids. Gene Ontology annotation, biological process: post-translational protein targeting to membrane, translocation. The transcript has 3 exons. The record is from RefSeq and is a predicted model, not a curated record. NCBI's taxonomy places the organism in Eukaryota, Fungi, Ascomycota, Leotiomycetes, Helotiales, Sclerotiniaceae. Gene Ontology annotation, cellular component: Sec62/Sec63 complex.